GCGGCAGCAAGAGCCGGCCUCUAUGAUGAAGUUCAAGCCCAAGCAGACGCGGACCUACGACCGCGAGGGCUUCAAGAAGCGGGCUGCGUGCCUGUGCUUCCGGAGCGAGCAGGAGGGCAGCAGUCGGUACCCAGAUCAAUGGGUUGUCCCAGGAGGAGGAAUGGAGCCCGAGGAGGAGCCUGUCGGUGCUGUCGUGAGGGAGGUUUAUAAAGAGGCUGGAGUCAAAGGAAAAUUGGGCAGACUCCUGGACAUAUUUGAGAACCAAGACCGAAAGCACAGAGCAUAUGUUUAUGUUCUUACUGUCACUGAAAUAUCAGAAGGCUGGGAAGCUUCUGUUAAUAUAGGAAGAAAGAGAGAGUGGUUCAAAGUAGAAAAUACCAUCAAAGUUCUCCAGUGUCAUAAGCCUGUGCAUGCCGAGUACCUGGAAAAACUAAAGCUGGGUUGUUCUCCAACCAAUGGAAAUUCCACAGUCCCUUCCCUUCCAGAUAGUAACACCCUGUUUGCAACUGCUGCACAGACCUCUGGGCUGCCCUCUAGUGUAAGAUAGAAUUGGAAGGACCUCUUCCACCAUGUACAGUCUCGUGGGCAGAGGCUUUAUUAUCCUUGGCAAACAUCUGAAUGACGCUUGCAAACUGUCUGAAUUUGCCAUGCAGGAUUUUCAAACAAUCUGCAUGUUUUUCAGGUGCUUUCAAAUCUUCUUUUAAAAAAAAAAUAGUGUAAAAUAUUUUAAUAAGCCAAAGCCACGUGGAUUUUUUUUUAGAUGCCUUAACUGUGCCCCCAGCCCACCCACCUUAUUAUUUUGGUUGGCAUUUUCACAGCAUUUUUUUUUUCAGUAUUUUGUCCAUCUGAUGUCCGUCUGUGGUUUUUGUCAGAUCAGCUUAUUCGUGGGUAUAUUUCCCCCCUAAAUUGUUUUCUCAUUCACAGUAUUAACAUAUUCAACAAAUCCUUCUGUUGUGGGAAUUUACGACAGUAAUUCUUGAUAUUAAAGCAGUCCAUCAACCCAAAAACUUGUUUCAUAGGAUCACAAUUUUGAUUCAUAGAUUCCAGAUUUGGAUUAUUUCUAUAUGGCCCUAUUUUCAGGAAUUUGUCAACUCAUUUGUCUCAGUUUUCACACGGGUAUUAUGUCCCUAACUACCUGAUAUGGCCAAUUCCCCUAAAACUCAGUAGUCCUCUAACACAAAGUUUAACUCUGUAGAGCUGGUGAUUGUCAGGCAGGUACCGUAAGCAAAAUGCAUGUAGUACAUAACAUCACGAAAACUGUAUUCAUGGAAUUUGAGUUAGCAUGCUCCACUGCCAAUUCCCUUCAUCCAUAAUCUCUC
This is a messenger RNA of Kogia breviceps (pygmy sperm whale), 1319 nucleotides long. The record is from RefSeq and is a predicted model, not a curated record. NCBI's taxonomy places the organism in Eukaryota, Metazoa, Chordata, Mammalia, Artiodactyla, Physeteridae.